AUGUCUUCUAUCCACCUCACUUUUUCUCACUUGUACCAUGUGCUGUGUCCCCAGGUGAAGCAGGCAGAGCGCAGUGAGGCGCCGGUCGCUGCCGCCAUGCCGUUCCCAUUUGGAAAAUCUCACAAAUCUCCUGCAGAUAUAGUGAAGAACCUGAAGGAGAGCAUGGCCGUGCUGGAAAAGCAAGACAUUUCUGACAAAAAAGCAGAAAAGGCUACAGAAGAAGUUUCCAAAAAUCUGGUUGCCAUGAAAGAAAUUCUGUAUGGCACAAAUGAAAAAGAGCCACAGACAGAAGCGGUGGCACAGCUCGCUCAAGAACUGUAUAAUAGUGGGCUCCUUAGCACCCUAGUAGCUGAUUUACAGCUCAUUGACUUUGAGGGCAAGAAAGACGUGGCUCAGAUUUUCAACAAUAUUCUCAGAAGACAAAUUGGUACAAGAACUCCUACUGUUGAAUACAUCUGCACCCAACAGAAUAUUUUGUUCAUGUUAUUGAAAGGAUAUGAGUCUCCAGAAAUAGCUCUGAAUUGUGGAAUAAUGUUGAGAGAAUGCAUCAGACAUGAGCCACUUGCAAAAAUCAUUUUGUGGUCAGAACAGUUUUAUGAUUUCUUCAGAUAUGUCGAAAUGUCAACAUUCGAUAUAGCUUCAGAUGCAUUUGCCACAUUCAAGGAUUUACUUACAAGACAUAAAUUGCUCAGCGCAGAAUUUUUGGAACAACAUUAUGAUAGAUUCUUCAGUGAAUAUGAGAAGUUACUUCAUUCAGAAAAUUAUGUGACAAAAAGACAGUCACUCAAGCUUCUCGGUGAGCUACUACUAGACAGACACAACUUCACAAUUAUGACAAAAUACAUCAGUAAACCUGAAAACCUCAAGUUAAUGAUGAACCUUCUACGAGACAAAAGCCGUAACAUCCAGUUUGAGGCCUUCCACGUUUUUAAGGUGUUUGUAGCCAAUCCUAACAAGACGCAGCCCAUCUUAGACAUCCUCCUCAAGAACCAGACCAAACUUAUAGAGUUCCUCAGCAAGUUCCAGAAUGACAGGACCGAGGAUGAACAGUUUAACGAUGAGAAGACCUAUUUAGUCAAACAGAUCAGGGAUUUGAAGAGACCAGCUCAGCAAGAAGCCUAA
Lipotes vexillifer (Yangtze River dolphin) is the source of this 1122-nucleotide messenger RNA. It is a transcript of the gene CAB39, whose product is annotated as calcium binding protein 39. The record is from RefSeq and is a predicted model, not a curated record. Gene Ontology annotation, biological process: intracellular signal transduction. Bases 1 to 1122 code for a protein of 373 amino acids. Gene Ontology annotation, molecular function: protein serine/threonine kinase activator activity. The transcript is spliced from 8 exons. NCBI's taxonomy places the organism in Eukaryota, Metazoa, Chordata, Mammalia, Artiodactyla, Lipotidae.